Thermothelomyces thermophilus ATCC 42464 is the source of this 2687-nucleotide messenger RNA. RefSeq lists its product as uncharacterized. NCBI's taxonomy places the organism in Eukaryota, Fungi, Ascomycota, Sordariomycetes, Sordariales, Chaetomiaceae. The transcript has 3 exons. Gene Ontology annotation, cellular component: plasma membrane. Gene Ontology annotation, biological process: actin cortical patch localization. The record is from RefSeq and is a predicted model, not a curated record. Bases 83 to 2584 code for a protein of 833 amino acids.
CCAUAUCUUGCCUCGCGACGAAGCGAUUGACUUAAGCAGAAGGCCCGGGCGAAAAGGGCAGGCGGACGGCAGGGCACAAACGAUGGCCACCAGCCAGUUCGCGCCCAACCUUCUCAAGAGAACCAACAGUGCAGUCGGGUACUCCAAUGGAACAGCGCUUCAACACCGGAGAUCCCUCACGACAAUCCCGUCCUCGCGACCCACCCGCUCCCCGCAGCCCCCCGAGAUGGACCAGACCUCAGACCCGAGCUUCAAGGGCAAAGCUCCCUCGACCAGGACGGGCGCAUCGUCCCAGCACAGCUCGCUGUCUGCUAGCGCACAACCUCGUUCUGAUGCUGCCUUACGGCGGCCCCGCAAGCUGCGGUCCCAAUACCCGCGCGGGAGCUCCGAGAACCACGUCGAAUACAUUCUCGUGGCGUCCUUCGACAUUGACCGCGGGCCGGUCAUGGAGCACCAGUAUCCGGUAGCAAUCACGGGCGACGAGCACAUGCUUGCCGAGCUCAUGCUCCCGGAUCAGGCCCACGUGAGGAAUCAAGACUGGACAAUAUUCUUCCUUCAUAAGGACACCAGCCAAGAAGAGGACGAUGCGGAACGGCGAGCCAAGGAGGAACGGCGAGCGCGGAGAAGGAGGAAGCGGGACCGGGAGAAGGGCAUAAUACACGAAUCGGACGAUGAAGGCGAUGAGAACGGCGGCCUGGACGAUGACGAUGACGACGACGACGACGACGACGACGAUUGGGACGAUGACUUAUCGACGGAUUCCGAGCCUGAAAGCAGCGAAGGCCCUCCGCUGGUUUAUGUCCUCAACCUCGUCAACACGAAACAAGACAAGACGGUCAAGCGAGGUGCCGUGGUCAAGGCAAUGGCCAUCUGCACCCGCCAUCCCUUCCUCCAUAUAUACAAGCCAUUACUAUUAUUGGCCUUGGAUGAGUACUUCAAGGCGCCGGUGCCCGAGACUCUUGCAAUGCUCUACAACGCCGUCAACGAGAUGGAUCUGUCGCUGAUGCCGAAGCUGAACUGGCUCGAGAAACACCUCUUGCAAUCGAGCGACAACAAGGAUCUCUUCGUCGAGAAGUUUGAGCAGAUGAUCGAGGAUCGGAUUGCUGGAACAUCCGGAGCAGAUGUCGGCCAGCCUCUCGACGCCAGCAACGCUCCUCCGCCACGGCCCACCAUCUUCCGGUCGGGGUCCAAGGCUCACAUUGAAGGGCACGCCGCCUACGUGGUGCCCAGAGACACGCACGAGUUCGAGAGCAAGGUCAUGUACAAGGGCAUUCCCAUCCCGGUCAAGGUUCCCGUGGCCGUCAUGCCCGAGAUUGUCGGCGACUUCUCCCUGAUCAAGCUGAUCCAGAACUUCUCCGACCCACACUCCAAGUCUCCGCAAACCUUCCCCUUACAUCCUCACCUAACAACAAACGGGCCCAACACGCACCCGAUCAUAGUGCUCGUCAACGCCCUCCUGACGCAGAAGCGCAUCAUCUUUCUGGGACACAAUAUGCCGUCGGGGGAGGUGGCCGAGGCCGUCUUGGCCGCCUGCGCGCUCGCGUCGGGCGGGAUUCUAAGGGGCUUUACUCGGUAUGCUUUCCCGUACACGGACCUUACCAAGGUCGACGACCUCCUGAAGGUGCCCGGGUUCAUCGCGGGAGUGACAAAUCCGACCUUUGAGCACCACCCCGAGUGGUGGGACUUGCUGUGCGACCUCUCGACCGGGAAGAUGAAGAUCAGCAGCAAGAUCGAGGCAGCCCCCAUCACGGAAGGGCUAGUCUACUUCCAGCAGCAGAACCCGGCCUACGCGAACCUGGUCCACAGCUCGUCCAGCAGCGGGUCGUCGUCAAACGACCUGACGGGCGACGCUGCCUUCAUGGCGGAGAUCCUCCGAUGCAUCACCACGCGGGCGGGCGAACGCGUGAUCCGCGCCAAGUGGAGGGCCUGGGUUGUCAAGUUUACGCGCAUCGCGGCCGCGUUCGAGGAGAGCGUGUACGGCGCCAGCGCACUCUACAUCGGCACCGACGAGCAGGAUGCCAACCUGUCUGCAGCAGCGCACGGUCACGGGUACGUGUGGGUGGACGAGGCGACCAAGGCGAAGGAACUGGCGGGCAACGUGACGCGGAUCGAGGGGUGGAGAAAUACGAGAAGCUAUUACAGCUUUAUUCAGGACGUCGCGCGGCUCCAUCACGUCCGGCCCCUCAAGGGCAUCGACCUGGCGCACCUGCACGACCGGCUGCGCACGCAGCGGCUCACGCCGGAGCAGAGCAAGGAGAUCUACCACACGCUGGCCAAGUACGUGCACUCGUACGACGAGAUCUGCAUGCUGCUGAGCGUGGCGCCCGAGUCGCAGGCCGGGCUGUUCUACAUCGCGCUCGGCCUCUUCCACAAGGACCGCGACGUGCGCUUCAAGACGGCCGAGCUGCUGGAGCGCGUCGCCGAGCACGAGGCGGGCCAGCACUGGUGGCGCGUGCUGAGCCGGUUCGAGAAGCUGGCCUAUGUGCGCAUCAAGAGAGAGGCCGAGGCGGAGAUGAAGGCUAAGCUGGAAAGGGAAGAGAAGGACGCAUUUGGAAGGGAUAUUGGCGACAGGAGGAUCAGUUGAGGAGGGUAGGGCUUAUUGCGCAUGAUGCGACCGGGUUUGGGCGGGGUGUUGUGUGACUUUCGUGACCGGAUCCGGGCAUUGUCGGCUGUUCUUGGUCCGUUCG